AUGACAGGUAGAGGCGGUGGAGGAGGUCGCAAGACACUCCUGGCUCCAAUCCAUUUCAUCUUCAAGCUCCUACAGCAGAGAUCUGUUGUCUCAAUAUGGCUCUACGAACAGCUGGCUAUCAGGAUAGAAGGGAAAAUUCGGGGAUUUGAUGAAUUUAUGAAUCUAGUCGUUGAUGACGCUGUUGAAGUUCGACUUGCGACAAAAACAGAGGAGGAGAGAAAGAGACAACUUGGUCAAAUUUUGCUUAAAGGAGAUAAUGUUUCGUUAAUUCAGGCCCUUCAAUGA
Messenger RNA from Paracoccidioides brasiliensis Pb18, 285 nucleotides. Its product is annotated as mRNA splicing protein SME1. Gene Ontology annotation, cellular component: U5 snRNP; U2 snRNP; U4/U6 x U5 tri-snRNP complex. Gene Ontology annotation, molecular function: RNA binding. The record is from RefSeq and is a predicted model, not a curated record. Bases 1 to 285 code for a protein of 94 amino acids. The transcript has 3 exons. Gene Ontology annotation, biological process: spliceosomal snRNP assembly; mRNA splicing, via spliceosome.